AUGGCCCCACGCCCCGACGAGAGCCAGAACCUGGCGCUUGAGCUCCAGGAUGGCUACGUCUGCUUCGGACAGAGCUUUGGUGCUGAGAAGAGCAUUGCGGGUGAAUUGGUCUUCCAGACUGGUAUGGUGGGUUAUCCCGAGUCGAUAACUGACCCCUCGUACCGCGGCCAAAUCCUGGUCAUCACAUUCCCUUUGGUGGGCAACUAUGGUGUGCCCUCGCGCGAAGACAUUGAUGCGCUCGCCCAGGACAUUCCUGCGCACUUUGAGGCCAAGGAGAUCCACAUUGCUGGUCUCGUAGUGGCCACCUACGCCGAAGAGGAGUUCUCGCACUACAUGGCCUCCUCUUCGCUGGGCGCAUGGCUCAAGGAGCAGGGCGUGCCUGCCAUUACUGGCGUUGAUACCCGAGCUCUCACAAAGCGCAUCCGCGAAGAAGGAAGCAUGCUUGCUCGCUUGAGACAGCGAACAGGCCCCGUUUCCUCGUCCACCGCUCUCACCAACGGCGCGGUUGACACGUCGGCGCUGGCUGGCGGUGAGGUCGAGGACUGGAGCAGCAGCUUCGAGCAGAUCGAAUGGGUAGACCCCAACACGAAGAACCUGGUCGCUGAAGUCUCUAUCAAGGAACCCAGGCUCUUCACUCCCGACCCUUCCACGGCUCUGAAGCACCCCUCCGGCCGUCCCGUGCGUGUAGUGACUGUUGAUGUCGGUCUCAAAUACAACCAGCUGAGAUGUCUGGUACGCCGGGGAGUCGAAGUCCUGCAAGUUCCGUGGGACUACGACUUCCCUCGACUCGCGGGCAAGGACUACGACGGUCUUUUCAUCUCCAACGGCCCUGGUGACCCGGCGAAGAUGGAAGCCACGGUGAAGCACAUCAAAUCGGCCAUGGAUGAGGCACGAACACCCAUCUUUGGUAUCUGUCUCGGACACCAGUUGCUCGCAAGAGCUUCCGGCGCCAGCACACUCAAGAUGAAGUUUGGUAAUCGCGGCCACAACAUUCCUUGCACAAGCAUGAUCACCGGAAAGUGCCACAUCACAUCGCAGAACCACGGUUACGCUGUGGACUCCAAGACUCUGCCUAACGGUUGGGAGGAGCUGUUCGUCAACGCCAAUGAUGGCAGUAACGAGGGUAUCCGCCAUGUCCAGCAACCUUACUUCAGUGUGCAAUUUCACCCCGAGCACACGCCCGGUCCUCGCGACACCGAAUACCUCUUCGAUGUCUUCAUCAGCACAAUCCAGAAGUCGAUCGCUUCUUCUGAGGUCAUGUCUCAGCCCGUAGAGUUCCCCGGUGGCACAAUCGAGGAGAACAAGAAGUUGACACCCCGCGUCGAUGUCAAGAAGGUCCUCGUCCUUGGCAGUGGUGGUCUUAGCAUUGGACAGGCCGGAGAGUUUGAUUAUUCUGGAAGUCAGUGCAUCAAGGCUUUGAAGGAAGAGGGCAUCUACACGAUCCUCAUCAACCCCAACAUUGCUACUAUUCAAACUUCCAAGGGCCUUGCCGACAAGGUCUACUUCCUCCCAGUCAACGCCGACUUCGUCCGCAAGGUCAUCCAGAAGGAGCGUCCUGACGGCAUCUACGUUACAUUUGGUGGCCAGACCGCCCUCUCAGUCGGCAUUCAGCUGAAAGAUGAGUUUGAGGGUCUUGGUGUCAAGGUUCUCGGAACUCCCAUCGACACCAUCAUCACCACUGAAGACCGAGAGCUGUUCGCUCGUGCUAUGGACUCGAUCGGCGAGAAGUGCGCCAAGUCUGCCUCUGCAAACAGCACCGAGGAGGCCAUGCGCGUCGUCAAGGACAUCGGUUUUCCUGUCAUUGUCCGGGCUGCCUACGCUCUCGGUGGACUGGGCAGUGGCUUCGCUGACAAUGACGAUGAGCUCCUCGAACUGUGCAACAAGGCCUUUGCCGCCAGUCCUCAAGUGCUCAUCGAGCGCAGUAUGAAGGGCUGGAAGGAGAUCGAGUAUGAAGUCGUCCGUGAUUGCCGCGACAACUGCAUCACCGUUUGUAACAUGGAGAACUUCGACCCUCUCGGUAUUCACACUGGAGACUCCAUCGUCGUUGCGCCAUCUCAGACCCUGUCCGAUGAGGAUUACAACAUGCUGCGAACCACAGCUGUCAACGUCAUUCGUCACCUGGGUGUUGUCGGAGAAUGCAACAUACAGUACGCGCUGAACCCCUUCUCCCGCGAGUACUGCAUCAUCGAAGUCAACGCCCGUCUGUCGCGUUCUUCUGCGCUCGCCUCGAAGGCAACUGGAUACCCUCUUGCCUUUGUCGCCGCCAAGCUGGGUCUUAACAUCCCCUUGAACGAGGUUCAGAACUCGGUCACGCGCUCCACCUGCGCCUGCUUUGAGCCCUCCCUGGACUAUGUCGUUGUCAAGAUUCCUCGCUGGGACUUGAAGAAGUUUACCCGUGUCUCCACACUCCUCGGCUCUUCCAUGAAGAGUGUUGGUGAAGUCAUGAGUAUCGGUCGAACGUUCGAAGAAGCUAUCCAGAAGGCCAUUCGCGAGAUUGACCCCAGCAACAUGGGAUUCAACGAGACCGCUGCUCUCAUGGAGAUUGAUCAGGAGCUUCAGACACCCUCUGACCAGCGUUUGUUCGCUAUUGCCAACGCCAUGAAGUCUGGGUACACUGUUGACAAGAUCUGGGAACUGACCAACAUCGACAAGUGGUUCCUCAGCCGCCUCAAGUCACUGAGCAACUUCGAGAUCUCCAUGUCCAACUACAACACCUCAAGCAUCACUCUGCCUCUGCUCAAGAAGGCUAAGGCGCUCGGUUUCUCUGAUCGUCAGUUGGCCAAGUUCUGGGGGUCCAACGAGCUCGCUGUGCGCCGCGUGCGUGUUGACGCCGGCAUCUUCCCCUUCGUCAAGCAGAUCGACACUGUUGCUGCCGAGUUCCCAGCCCACACGAACUAUCUUUACUUGACGUACAACGGCACCGAGCACGACAUCGAGUUCAACGAUAAGGGCAUCAUGGUUCUUGGUUCCGGUGUCUACCGCAUUGGAUCCUCGGUCGAGUUCGAUUGGUGCUCUGUCCGAGCCAUCAGAACCCUUAGAGAGAAUGGGUUCAAGACUGUGAUGAUUAACUAUGUAAGCUAUUCCUCCCAAUCGCCAUUGGCGAAUAUCCCCCCGCUCAAUCAACGAUACCAUGAUGAGUAUACCCUUUGUGUGCCUAGAGGUAUUCAGUCGCAUUGCGUCAGCGUACUAGCAAAGGCUACAGCAACCUUUAUGGAGGCCUUUGAUUGGCUUUAG
This is a messenger RNA of Ascochyta rabiei, 3234 nucleotides long. RefSeq names its product Carbamoyl-phosphate synthase. Gene Ontology annotation, molecular function: dihydroorotase activity; aspartate carbamoyltransferase activity; carbamoyl-phosphate synthase (glutamine-hydrolyzing) activity. The record is from RefSeq and is a predicted model, not a curated record. Lineage: Eukaryota; Fungi; Ascomycota; Dothideomycetes; Pleosporales; Didymellaceae. Gene Ontology annotation, biological process: L-glutamine metabolic process; 'de novo' pyrimidine nucleobase biosynthetic process; UTP biosynthetic process. Gene Ontology annotation, cellular component: cytoplasm; cytosol. The transcript is spliced from 3 exons. Bases 1 to 3234 code for a protein of 1077 amino acids.